Nerophis lumbriciformis (worm pipefish) is the source of this 1284-nucleotide messenger RNA. The record is from RefSeq and is a predicted model, not a curated record. NCBI's taxonomy places the organism in Eukaryota, Metazoa, Chordata, Actinopteri, Syngnathiformes, Syngnathidae.
AUGGUGAUUGCCCGGGUGCUCGGCGAAGAGCUGCAGCUGAUCGAUCGGUUGCGCGAGGGUGUGCGACUGGCGGCCUAUCUCGAUGAGCGCCGCCGGCUGACCGCCGAGGGUGAGCGGCGGGCCCUCGACUGCCUACAGAAGUUCGGCCAGCGGAUUCGCCACCUGUCGCCGGGCUGUGUGCGGGCGGUGGGCACCAACACCUUGCGCAAGGCGCGCAAGACCCGCCGUUUUUUGGAGCAUGCGCGGCUGGCCUUGGGGCAUCCGAUCGAGGUGGUUUCGGGCCAGGAAGAGGCCCGAUUGAUCUACCUCGGCGCGGCCCACAGCCUAGCCGGUGGUGAUAAUCGCCGGCUGGUGCUCGAUAUCGGUGGCGGCUCGACCGAGCUGGCCCUGGGCCAGGGCUUCGAGCCGCAGGUCACCGAAAGCCUCUACAUGGGCUGCGUCGGCUACAGCUUGAAGCACUUUCCCGAAGGCAAAAUCAAGCCUUCCUACAUGCGUCGCGCCGAGACUGCCGCCCGGCUCGAGCUGGAGCCGGUCAAGGCGGCCUUUUUUGGAGAAAGGCUGGGAGGCGACGGUGGGCACCUCGGGCACCUUGCACGCAGUGCGUCAGCUGGCGCUCGAGAACGGCUGGAGCGAACAGGUAUUACUCGCGAGUCCCUGCUGAGAUUGCGCGAGGUGGUGCUCGCGGCGCGCCACGUCGACGAGCUCGAGCUACCCGGCUUGAAACGCGAUCGAGCGCGGGUGCUGCCCGGCGGGCUGGCGAUCUUGCAGGCGGUCUUCGACACCUUCGCCAUCGAGCGCAUCGACGUGGCCUCGGGUGCAAUGCGCGAGGGCGUGCUCUACGACCUGAUCGGCCGUAUUCGCCAUGAGGACAUGCGCGAGCGGACGCAUCGCCAGCUCAACCCAGAAGCCUCCCCGCUUGUUUCUGAGCUGGGCGGCGCGUCUGCACGAGAUCGGCUUGGCGGUGGCCAUGGCGGCUAUCAAAAGCACGGCGCCUACCUGGUCGAGAACUCCGACAUGCCGGGCUUCUCACUGCAAGACCAAAGAGUGCUGUCGCUGCUGAUCCUCGGCCAUCGACGCAAGUUGCACCGCGACCUGUUCGAGGGUCGGUUGCCGUCCGGUCGUGCCGAGCGUGCUUUCCACCUCGGCCUGAUCUUCAGGCUGGCGGUGUUACUCAACCGUAGCCGAGACCCGCAGCCGCUGCCACCGGGUGCGGCGCUCGAGGCGCGCCCGCAAGAGCCUCGAAUUGCUUGCUGCCGUCGAGCUGGCUCGAAGCUCGUCCCUUGA